Rodentolepis nana is the source of this 1872-nucleotide messenger RNA. NCBI's taxonomy places the organism in Eukaryota, Metazoa, Platyhelminthes, Cestoda, Cyclophyllidea, Hymenolepididae. The record is from the annotation of a GenBank genome assembly.
AUGUCUAUGAGUGAAAUCAGCUUUGCCAUUUUAAUAGCAUGCCUUGGAAUUGCUACAAAUGGUGGAAUACUCAUCUUCUCCAGAAUGCUCGGUGCAAUGCCUAAACGAAAGAAAUAUUCAUUUGGGGGUUACAGCACAGAUGAAACUUAUACAGAUCACAGAACUCAAAGGAAGGAGUCUAUUGAUUCGGCAGCUCCGAGACGAGUUUCUGAACCCUCUUCGAGAUGUUUGAGUUCCAAGAAAUCGGCGUUGCUCUCGCCUAAUCCUGACGUGUCUCUCCCUCGGUUAUCCUCACUCCUUUCAAUUAAUCGGUUGGAACAGGAUCCGUAUCCCAGCCAACGCUGCUCUAAACCGAAUGGAAAAACUGCAUGGCGUUCACAGAGUCGUCGGCAUAAAGUGUACCUCCAGGGUCUUUUAAUUCUAGCCUCUUCGAAUCUUAUCACCGCAUUUACGCUUUUGAGUUCCGCUCUCUAUUCUAUCUACGGAAAAGAAGCCAAUAUUGCAAGUGUUGUGACCAGUUCUAUUCUUGUGGAUACUUUCCAAGCUGUCGAAGUCGGAGCAAUUUUGUGGAUUGCUGUUAAUAGAGCCUACGCUAUACAUAGCACCUCUCGACAUAGCAGUCGUAAAACGACCGCGAAUGAAAAUGGUCGACCGUUUGCUCAUUCUUUUAAUAUCACCAAUGAGAAUCACCUGUCUUCGUGUCUAGGAUGUUGCUGCUGUUUCUGCUACUGCAGCAGAAGAAAUCAAAAUGUGGUCACAAGUGUUGAUCUUGAAGUUGCAACCAGGAGCAUUAUUCAAUCACCUUUAAAGUGUUUGGUUGUUAUGCGUUUUCAGAAAAUUUCUCGUCUCUGUCUCUGCUCUCUCCCUCUUAUUGUUCUUUUGCUUGCUUUUUGUGGAAGUAUCUGGCCGUGGUUGCAUCGUAAAGGCGAAAUAGAUCCAAAUUUGGAUCUGGAGCUCUACUACUACACCCUAUCGACCAGCAUUGGAGUAUUCGCAGGGCUUUUCGUUAUGCCUACUUCCUUCUUACUCUCAACUAACUGUUUAAUUUACAGGAAAGUUGCUAAGAGACAUAAGCGCUUUCUACUUCGUCAAACAAGUAACUCAAGUAAAAUCACUUUCCUCAUCGACGAAGAAACAGCAUCGAGUCCUUCUUUUAACAAAACAGAGUUCUCAAGACCUCGUUUUCAAACACAAUCAAGUAUUCCUACUUUCACUAUUACAGGAAGCAGUGAUCAAAAUCUGAAUCGUCCAUUGGAUGAACGAAACACGCAACUGUGGGAUGUUCCUGAAACUUCUAAUGAAUACCUACCGGUACCAAAUGAAAGCAGUGCCACGCCUCCAGUGGAUUAUUUGUCUUUUCUCUCAGUGAAAUCAGUUGGUGAAACACUCACUCGUACUGCAUCAUCUAUCGACUGUUCUACAAAUACUGCUUGCGGUCUCGACAAUCCAAAGCGCAAAUUGACUUGCCCCGACCUCGGUGCCAAUGAAAGACGAAGAAAGAGCAUGUCAGAGCUUUAUCAACCCGUCAUCUUAAUGACUCAACAACCUCGCAAUGAUUACGUUCACGAUUCCGUCUUUAUGAGACAGUUGCAACGUCAGCACAAGAGAACCGUUGUCGUGCUUGCAAGCAUUCUGAUAGUCUUCGUGGUAUGUCACGGGCCAAGAGCAAUUUGUCUCUGUGCAAGAUGGUUGCAUUCGGAUUUUGGUUAUCACCUCCUGCCUGUGGUGACUCUCUGGUCACGGGUGUGCAUCUUCAUUGAUCCUGUUCUCUAUGGUUUCUGGGGAAAUCGUGCCUAUAGGCGGUGUCUUCGAAAUCUUUCCUCUCAUUUCAUCCCGGUAUGUGGUGAACGUGGCCUUAAAAAUCAAAUUUGA